AUGAAUUCAAUACUCUUGGUUCUUUACUAUGGCUGGAUACUCUCUCUGGCAACCCUCAUCAACGGUUACGAGCAGAAACCCCUUGGUGCCACCCGAGCCCCCUUGAAAAGGGUUGCAAUCAUAGGAGCUGGAGCUGGAGGCUCUUCUAGUGCAUACAAUCUGCGGAAAUACGCAGAUCAAUCGUUGUUGGACGUCAACAUAACUGUGUUCGAACGUGCAUCGUAUGUUGGCGGUCGGUCGACCACAGUCAACGUCUUCGAUGAUCCAGCAUAUCCAAUUGAACUUGGCGCGUCUAUUUUUGUCUCUGUCAACCAUAACCUUGUCAAUGCAUCCCGGGAGCUCGGUCUCAUGGUCAAAGGCGCCGGUGAAGAUCGGCCCGGAGAGUCCGAAGAGACGAUCGGCAUCUGGGACGGCAAGCGGUUCGUGUACAUUCUGUCCGACUCGCUGAGCUGGUGGAAUAUCGCCAAACUAGUUUGGCGGUACGGGCUAGCGCCUGUACGCGCCCAGACUCUGAUGAAGACGACUGUCGGCAAAUUCCUCAGGCUCUAUGAAGAGCCUCUUUUCCCAUUCAAGUCACUGACCGCUGCGGCGGCUGAAGUCGGUCUGCUAGAUACCACAUCCGUCACUGGCGAAGUCUUUCUGGAGGAAAACAGUGUCUCGCCAAAAUUCUCCAGGGAGAUCAUACAGGCGAGCACACGGGUCAAUUAUGGCCAGAACUUACCCGUGAUUCAUGGCCUGGAAGCCAUGGUUUGCAUGGCUACUGACGGUGCCAUGGCUAUCCAAGGGGGGAAUUGGCAAAUCUUCGCCGGGAUGCUGAGUGCAUCUGAAGCCAAUGUCCGGUUGGAGAGCACGGUCCGGUCGAUAGACCGUAACGACGACGGCACUUUGACCAUCACAUCAACAAGCGCUGGAUCCGACAUGGAAACGGAUGUCUUCGACGAGGUUGUCAUAGCUGGUCCAUUGCAGGACUCUGGCAUUUCCAUCUCCCCACCCCCAGAACGUAUUCCAGACGAAAUCCCUUACGUGGAGCUUUAUGUGACGCUGUUCUCCUCCCCCCACCGAUUGUCGCCCAAAUACUUCGAUCUUGCAGGCUCUGGUAAAACCGUCGUUCCUGAAACCGUCUUGACAACACUUCCAGAGGACUCAAAUCUGCCGCCAUCACAGUCGGGCGUCGGACCAGCCGGAUUCUGGAGUAUCAGCACGCUGCGAACUGUAAACUCACCGGGGUCUGCUUCGAGUCCCGCAAAACACUACGUAUAUAAAAUCUUUUCCCCGCAACGCGUGACAGCCAAGUUUGUCUCUCAAAUCCUGGGGCUUGAAGAAGAAGAAAAAGAGGGGAGAGAUAGCACUGUAUUCGCGGAUAACUCAUCGAUUGAGGACCUCCCAAAACACCACAUCAGUUGGUUCCAUGAGAAGAUCUGGAACCCCUAUCCGGUUCUCCACCCGCGCGUUACCUUCGAGGAAGCUGUCCUCGCACCGAAUAUGUGGUACACGAGCGGGAUGGAGAGUUUUAUUUCAACCAUGGAGACCAGCGCGCUAAUGGGUAAAAAUGUCGCUGCUCUGAUGUUCCAAUCAUGGUUUGGAGGCGAGGCAGAAUAUGACGGGAGUCAGACUUUUUGGGAGAAGUCUGGCAUCUGA
Molecule: messenger RNA, 1638 nt
Organism: Penicilliopsis zonata CBS 506.65
Lineage: Eukaryota; Fungi; Ascomycota; Eurotiomycetes; Eurotiales; Aspergillaceae
Exons: 2
Coding region: 1-1638 (545 amino acids)
Biological process (GO): prenylcysteine catabolic process; prenylated protein catabolic process
Molecular function (GO): prenylcysteine oxidase activity
Source: RefSeq, a predicted model, not a curated record